AUGUCCUUCGUACAGGAAGUCGUGACCAGCCUUACGGGCGGAGGGCCCGAGGUCUAUGACCUUGUGGUUGUGGGCAGUGGAUUUGCAGGGUCCAUGACCACAUUGAAUUUCCUCGAAGAAUGCAAGAAACUCGGCAAGAGAGGGAAAGUGGCUUUGAUCGAGGCCGGAAAGGAAGGUGAGCGCUGUGGUGCAAGCAGAUGGACAAUGGCAUACCUCAGACUGGACAAAGACAACAACUUUGACACAGACUGGAAGCAUGAAAUGAAGCGUGUCAGCAAUGGUCUCGCGGAUCAAGACUACUGCGCAAAGAUGGAGCAGGAAGUCCCGGUCACGGCUCAAUAUCUUCUUGACCAUGGCGUCAAACUCAACCAUCACGAUGAAAAGAAUGUUCUUCUCGAGUUCAAUACCAACCAGCAUUUUGUAUUCCCCGAGGGCGGCGGCAAUGCCAUUAUCAACGCACUGUUCGACAACAUCCGCAAAUUCGACAACGUGACGGUCAUGUGGGAAACCCAGGCCGAACACCUUUUGACCGCAGAUGACGGUGUUGUCAAUGGCGUCAAGGUCCGCAAGGCUGACGGACGCCUGGCGAAAGUCCACGGUAGAAAGGUGAUGCUCGCAUGCGGAGGCUUUGAAGGAAACCGGGAAAUGUUGGCCCAAUACGUCGGUCCAAGGACGGAACAUCUCGAGCUCAUUGCCCCCGGCUUGAAGUACAACACCGGUUUCGGCCUGAAGAUGGGCUUGGAGGUCGGCGCUGCGGUCGCAGGGUCGAUGAGUGGGAUGCACUGCGAACUCGUUGAUACCAGGGCGACAAAACCUGACGCAGUCAUUUGGGGCCAUGGAUAUGGCAUUGUCGUCAACAAACAUUCCAAGAGGUUUUAUGAUGAAGGGCAGCGACACCUCUUUGGAACCUUCGAAAUGAUCGCGCUCGAGACAUGGCGAGACCAAGACCAGCAGGCAUACUUUGUCACAGACAAGGCGAUCAUGGAUCGUUUCCGACCAGGUUGGGUAUACGACACCACUGAUCAAGAGCCCGAGCAGAGCGACACCAUUGAAGGUCUGGCCGAGAAGCUUGGUCUGGAUCCCAAGGAGUUGAAGAAGACCGUCGAAGGAUUCAAUGCGGCUAUCAAUGACAAGGAGUUCAAGGUGCUAGAGCUCGACGGCAAGAGGACCACCGGCCUUUCACCCGAUAAGACGAACUGGGCCAAUCCGAUCAAGGACCCUCCGUACUUUGGAUAUCCGAUGAAAGCACAAUUGACCUUCACGUACGGUGGUCUCAAAUGUGAUCUCGAUUCCAAGGUCUUGUCGACGACGGGAGUUCCGAUUCCAGGACUCUACGCUGCCGGAGAGCUAAGCGGGCUGUUCUACAACGAGUAUCCACCAGCAACCAGUGUGCUUCGUUCGCUCACAUUCGGGCGUAUUGCUGGGAAGGACGCCGCGCAGGCGCUUUGA
This is a messenger RNA of Exophiala viscosa, 1449 nucleotides long. RefSeq names its product succinate dehydrogenase/fumarate reductase flavoprotein subunit. Lineage: Eukaryota; Fungi; Ascomycota; Eurotiomycetes; Chaetothyriales; Herpotrichiellaceae. The record is from RefSeq and is a predicted model, not a curated record. The transcript has a single exon. The coding region runs from base 1 to 1449 and encodes 482 amino acids.